AGAUAGAGAGAGAGACGCAUCCAUAUACCAAACAGAUCGAAAUGAACAUUCUUUUCGUGAUCGAAGCCCUAACUGUAGCAUAAUCCGAUCAUCAUCAUCAUCGCCAUCUUAAUCAAAUCCUUGAAGAUCAAUCAUCAGUUUACAGGAAAAGAAGAUUGAUAUCAAUCGGAGAUCGAGACUGAAUCCUGCAUAGAAUAGAAUAUGGCCAAUCUGUAUGUAAAGGCGGUGCCGUCGGCAGAUCUGAAUCGUAAUACGGAAUGGUUCACAUAUCCCGGCGUCUGGACUACCUAUAUCUUGAUCCUCUUCUUCUCUUGGCUCCUUUUCCUUUCAAUUUUCGGUUGCACUCCUGGCAUGGCCUGGACCAUCGUCAAUCUUGCCCAUUUUGUCGUUACUUAUCACUUCUUCCACUGGAAAAAGGGAACACCUUUUGCUGAUGAUCAGGGGAUGUAUAAUGCAUUGACAUGGUGGGAGCAGAUUGACAACGGGAAGCAGCUCACACGUAACCGGAAAUUCAUCACUGUCGUGCCUGUAGUCCUGUACUUAAUUGCGUCACACACAACAGACUAUGAGCAUCCAAUGUUCUUCUUCAACACACUUGCGGUAAUGGUGAUGGUUAUCGCAAAAUUUCCCAACAUGCAUAAGGUUAGAAUCUUUGGAAUCAACGGUGAGCAGUGAUUUUCCAUCCUUUUUAACAUGUGAUACAAUUUCAUUUCAAUCCAUUUUGAUCUUGAUCAAAACAUUAGAAACAGAAUUAUGUUCUUCCUAUAUAUGAUAAAAGUGUUAUUAUAUAUAGCUCUUCCCUGUAUAGAGAAGCCAGAAAAUGAAAAAUGGAAAGGAUGUUAUAUUGGUUUA
Impatiens glandulifera is the source of this 852-nucleotide messenger RNA. RefSeq names its product ORM1-like protein 3. The coding region runs from base 202 to 675 and encodes 157 amino acids. The record is from RefSeq and is a predicted model, not a curated record. Gene Ontology annotation, cellular component: endoplasmic reticulum membrane. Gene Ontology annotation, biological process: ceramide metabolic process; intracellular sphingolipid homeostasis; negative regulation of ceramide biosynthetic process. NCBI's taxonomy places the organism in Eukaryota, Viridiplantae, Streptophyta, Magnoliopsida, Ericales, Balsaminaceae. The transcript has 3 exons.